AUUGGCUUUGCGCAGGUGGUGUGCAUUUUAUUAUUGGUGUACACAUGUACAUUUUAUUUUUGGUGUACACCUGUUGACAUAGGUUACUGACUCCAUCUAGAAAACGGGUGGCGACAACGGUGGUGAGUUCGUUGAGGAGGAUCCUGACGGUGGUGAAGAAGCGAGGACGGCAGACAAACAGCCCCAAUCUGUUGACUCCGUUGAAACAUCAAAUAUGGAGUUUCCAAAGCCUGUGGAGGCGGUUGGAAAAGUUGCUCCUCCCAAGGCGGGUGGUGAGGCAAGUGUUAAGGAGAUCAACGCUGAAUUACAGGGGACGGAGGACGAAGAGAGAUAUGACAGUUGUAAAGACGACAUGUCCCCUGAUAGCCAGAUACAAGAGAACCCACGUGAUCUGUGUGGUGAAACGGAUGCAAACUCUGAAGAUGUGGGCAGUGGUGGUAAACGGCAUCGCAUGAGAUCCAGCAAGAUUUCUGGAGUGUACACCCCUGACCCAAGGGUGAAAAAGUUGUUUAAGAGCGAGGAGAAGGUUGAGUAUAAGCCCAUUGCCAAAACGAAUCGAACACAGUUUAAGAAGUUUGCCGAAAUUUUGAGGGAAAACCCCGAGCAGUAAGUUUCUAACUCUUUUUAAGGUUAUAUACAUACACUCGUGCAUAAGUUCCUGAUUGUUGGUUAAAUUUGCAGGAUGUGGGAUAUCGCUACCGGUCACUCUGUGUGUAAUCACUUCUUCCUUGAAAUUGCUGAACCGGGGAAAUGGAUGUCUGACGAGCACAUGCAUGUGAUUAUGAACAUGUUGUGGAGGCGUCGCGGGAUUUAUCUACAGAAGGAGAGGAUGGUGAUCUUGGAUCAGUACUUUAUAAAAACCAUUCAGUCAAACUGGAGUGCCUUUAGCGCAGACAAUGAUAAGCUGCAGUUCGAAUGGGGGAAAAACGUAGCACAG
Molecule: messenger RNA, 937 nt
Organism: Brassica oleracea var. oleracea
Lineage: Eukaryota; Viridiplantae; Streptophyta; Magnoliopsida; Brassicales; Brassicaceae
Exons: 2
Coding region: 215-610 (131 amino acids)
Source: RefSeq, a predicted model, not a curated record